AAACUAUUUUCACUCUUGAUGAGUUGAAGACUGUUGAAUGAGGUGUGAAGGUUUCUGCGCGAAAGAUGCAAUGUCUCAUAAUACUGUAUUAUUCCGGUAUCCAUGACCAACACAGUGCAGGUUUUUACCGUCGCCUGCUUUCUUGAGACAAUACCUCCAAGUUAUCCUGCUCUCGCUGGCACUAGCUAGCCAGUAGCUCGCUUCAUCUUCUUUUGGAAACAAAAGAUGACAAGCGUAACAAGGACUAAUGUUGAUGGUGACUUCUACAACGCAUUGGAUCGUUCUGACACUCCACCGUCGCUGGACGAAAUCCAAUGGAUUGUACACGCUGAUCCAGGUGUUACAACCCGUUAUGUUCUCCUUGAGGACUGCCAAACUCCUCUGUACAGAGCUUGUCUGAAGGAAAAAGUGCAUAGCCAUGUCAUUGAUUACUUGAUUGCACAAUGGCCAGACAGUGUCCGCUUGCCUGAGAAGCAUGGUGACUUGCCAAUCCAUGCUGCAUGUAAGAAUGGGCUGGACAUAUCUGUCAUCAAAGAGCUUGUGUCUCGUUUUCCAGAGUCGGUCGGGAAGAAGGGGUCUUCCUUGGGAACCCCAUUGCACUUCGCUGCUGUUGCUUCCUUGGGCACCUCAGGACCAUCCUUGGAAGUUGUUAGGUUUCUCCACGAAACGUACCCAGAAGCCAUUCAGGAGAAAGACGAGGAAGGUUCUCUUCCAAUACAUAAUGCCGCACUUGCCGCUGAUGGUAUUGGUGAACAGAAUGGAGUGGUACGCUUCAUUGCAGACGCUUAUCCUGAGAGCUUACUUGCUGAGGAUGACUGUGGUAACUUGCCACUGCAUUGUGCUUGUGGAGGCGGACUUCAGCUAUCAACUGUUCGAUUCCUCGUUGAGCUUGCACCCCAGAGUCUUCACCAUAGAAAUAAGUAUGGGGACCUUCCACUGCGUUGGGCAUUACUGAACAAGUCCGAUGCUUCAGUGCAGAUACUUGACUAUCUCAUCAGUCUGCAGCCUGACUUGCAUGAACCUGAGAUCCUGCACUGGUGUUAUGGAGACAUCAGCGCUGGCAAUCCUUUGUUGGUGGAAUAUCUGAUCCAGAAGUUCCCCCAGUGUGUGCAAGUACAAGACGAGAACGGUCAGAUUCCCCUACACAAGGUAGCUUAUUUGCCCUUCAUCAGCAAAAAGUUUGAAUUGAUGAAGCAUGCCCAUGUGACAAUGCUGGUGGAUGCUUAUCCAGAGGGGCUUUUUGUCAGAGCAAGCAAUGGACAGACACCAUUGGAAGCACUUUUGAACCGUCAAUGCUUGGAAGAAACUCGAGAGUUCAUGGAGGAGACAAUGAAAGACAUUCUCAGUGGCUCUCUCAAAAAUAGUGAAGUUGCCUUCUGAGUGCGGUUCCUGUAGAGGACUUAUGUUGGUGGCAUCACCACAUCUUGGAAGACUCGGAGGGCGCUGUGCGGGGAUUGCUAGACUAUUUCAUAUGUAUAAGGAUUGUUCAUGGUCUUUUUCACUGUGUGUGUGGCGAAGCUAGAUUCAACUUGAGCCUACUACUAGUACGGCUGCAUUAUUAAAGUUAGGUUCUGCUAGCUCAGCACAACUAGCUCCACUUUGCACUCCUUUUCGUUCUUCGUGCUGACAGUGAGGUUACGACUCCUCUAGCGGUGCGCUAUCUCCACCGGCACCAGCAGGACUAGUGCCGCCAUUCGUAACAAAUUUCAGCGUAUCCUCCACGUUCGGUGUACGGAUUCCUUGCUUGGCAAAGAACUGACGUACGCUUUGCAGAUCACCGCGCAAGAGAUCAAUGGCAUCAGGGUGUUUUGAAUCAACGGUGUGCCCAAAAUCUAUCAAAACAGCCGUAUCAGCUUCGUACUCUUUGCUGUCACUGGUCAAUGUGAGGUCGAUGAGGUAUCGAGGUACAACAAGGAUGUUGGUUUCGUUGAGGCUCCCGUGCACAAGCAUGGCAGUGGUGUAUAAACUGAAACACAAGACAAAAAGUGAGGUUUUCAGUGUAUGUGUUAACGCUAGAUUGAGAUUGAGGUGCUCAAUACUCACCGUCGUAUCGCCUCUACAAUCUGUUUGUAGAGAGUCUUCCAAAGUUUGUUGUUCCGGCGAAGGUCCAACUCCCCCAAUUGGGGUGCUGGCCUUCCAUCAGUUCCCAUGAAUUGCAUGAACAAGAUAUUGUUCUUUGUGAAGAUUGGCGCCGGUGAUGGGAUGCCAAAUUUUCUCGCUUUCUGUAGGUUCCGGAAUUCCUUGAUAGUCCAGAGCUCCAACUGUCUUUCACUGCUAAUGUUUUGAAACUGUGGCAGAUCACGUUGGCUGUCAUCCCCCAUGUCGCCGCCGCCUCGUUUGUAGACCUUCACUGCAACAUCGAACCCAUUACUCUUGGGUCCCUUCUCCGCGUAGUAAAUUGUGGCUUCCUUGCCGGUUCUCACCACACCGUGGAGCUGGCUGAUAAUACCUUUGCCAAUUGCACGUUGAAUCUGAAUUCGGGUGUCGGCAUCCAUCUCUCUCGAGGCCGG
Messenger RNA from Seminavis robusta, 2510 nucleotides. Lineage: Eukaryota; Bacillariophyta; Bacillariophyceae; Naviculales; Naviculaceae. The record is from the annotation of a GenBank genome assembly.